Ostrinia nubilalis (European corn borer) is the source of this 603-nucleotide messenger RNA. RefSeq names its product putative odorant receptor 92a. The record is from RefSeq and is a predicted model, not a curated record. Bases 1 to 603 code for a protein of 200 amino acids. Gene Ontology annotation, molecular function: olfactory receptor activity; odorant binding. Gene Ontology annotation, cellular component: plasma membrane. The transcript has 7 exons. Gene Ontology annotation, biological process: detection of chemical stimulus involved in sensory perception of smell; sensory perception of smell. NCBI's taxonomy places the organism in Eukaryota, Metazoa, Arthropoda, Insecta, Lepidoptera, Crambidae.
AUGUACUCAGAUUACAUCUGCAUAAUAUACAUGAUGACUGUAGAUGCAUUAUACUUCAUGUUGGUCACACAUGUCUGCAUCAAUUUCAUGGUGCUAUACGACGAUUUUCAAAAUUUAAAAAACAGUAAUUUUGCUAACCUCAACAAAUGUAUACAGAACCACCAAACCAUCAUAGAACUGUCAGAACAUUUGGAUGCAAUAUUUAGACUGCCAAAUUUUUUCAAUAUUCUGGUUGGCUCUUUUGAAAUUUGCGCCCUUGGAUUUUGUAUAACCGUUGGAAAAUGGUCAGAUUUACCUGGGUAUUUUCUGUUUUUAUCCACUGUAUUAGCUCAGAUAUGGAUGAUCAGUAUUUUUGGAGACAACAUUAUUUCAAAGAGCAGCGAAAUUAACGAUGCUGUUUGGAAAUGUUAUUGGAACUCUACAGACGCUAAGACUCAGAGAAUAUUUUUACUGAUAAUGUUAAGAUCUCAAAAACCGCAAAAGUUGACGGCUUACAUGUCAACAAUCUGCUGCAGUAGUUUUAUGAAAAUAUUGAAUAAUUCUUGGUCGUAUUUCUCUAUACUGCGCAGUGUGUACAAGCCGCCGGAAAUUAGCAAUGGAUAA